AUGGGAGUCACCAAAAAACUCAUUUCGCCUGGCAACGGCGUGGACAAGCCCAAGGCCGGGGACACCAUCACCAUGGAAUAUACCGGUGUGCUGUACGACGAGAAGGCGCCCGACAACAAGGGCAAGCAGUUCGACUCUUCGGUUGGACGAGGGGAUUUCAAGACCAAGAUCGGCGUCGGCCAGGUCAUCCGCGGCUGGGACGACGGCGUCACCAACGUCGAUGGCGGCAUGACUCUCGGAGAGAAGGCCACCUUGACCAUCACGGGGGAUUAUGCUUACGGCAGUCGCGGCUUCCCGGGCCUUAUUCCCCCGAAUGCGACUCUUAUCUUCGACGUGACCCUCAAGGGCAUCAACGAUAAGACCGUCUGA
Molecule: messenger RNA, 369 nt
Organism: Neohortaea acidophila
Lineage: Eukaryota; Fungi; Ascomycota; Dothideomycetes; Mycosphaerellales; Teratosphaeriaceae
Exons: 5
Coding region: 1-369 (122 amino acids)
Molecular function (GO): peptidyl-prolyl cis-trans isomerase activity
Source: RefSeq, a predicted model, not a curated record